Messenger RNA from Chenopodium quinoa (quinoa), 1363 nucleotides. Its product is annotated as cytosolic sulfotransferase 5-like. The transcript has a single exon. The coding region runs from base 99 to 1118 and encodes 339 amino acids. The record is from RefSeq and is a predicted model, not a curated record. Gene Ontology annotation, cellular component: cytoplasm. Gene Ontology annotation, biological process: sulfation. Gene Ontology annotation, molecular function: sulfotransferase activity. NCBI's taxonomy places the organism in Eukaryota, Viridiplantae, Streptophyta, Magnoliopsida, Caryophyllales, Amaranthaceae.
UACGAUAGUAACAUAAGACAAUUCAUAAAAAAAACAAUUUCAAGCUAAGAAGUGCAAUAGCUGAAAUCCACAAAAAAUUAGAAAAAUACCGAAACACAAUGAACCCUCCUAUAAUUGUGAAACAUGAUGAGAAAAAUACCAACCAAGAAGAAAUAAAUGAAACAUUAUCACUAACAAAUCUUCCAAAACACACAGAAAUUCCUGGUCUUGAACUUUCAUUUUACCAAGGAUGUUGGCACGUCUCAAGAAUGCUUCCCUCAGUUAUCAAAGUUCAACAAAAAUUCCAAGCUCAAGACACAGACAUUAUCUUAGUUAGCAAGCCAAAAUGUGGCACAACUUGGUUAAAAUCUUUGGUAUAUUCUAUUAUUCAUCGUACCGAGUUUACCUAUACCAAUCACCCUUUGCUUACCCAUAACCCUCAUGAAUUAGUACCCUUUUUGACAAAUUUUUAUACGGGUGAUGAUCAUAAUGCUCUUGGUUUAAACCAAAUUUCCUCCCCUAGGAUUUUCGCGACGCAUGACCCUUAUGUAACUCUUAAUAAGUCCAUGAAGGAGAGCGCGUGCAAAAUAGUGUAUAUAGCUCGAAAUCCAUUUGAUGUGCUAGUUUCAGGGUGGCACUUCACUUCAUCGAAUGAGCUAGUGAAAAGUAAGAAUGGUGUUUCCUUUGAAACUUACUUUGAUUUAUCUUGUAGGGGUAUGGAACCCGGUGGACCACAUUGGGAUCAUGUUUUAGGCUACUGGAAGCAAAGUUUGGAUACGCCGAAUAAGGUGUUGUUUUUAAAGUACGAAGAUUUGAAGGAAGAUGGGGUCGUAGAGCUGAAGAGAUUGGCAAAGUUCUUAGGGUGUGAAUUCUCCUUAGAGGAGGAAGAACAAGGGGUUAUUGAAAAGAUUUUAGAGCUGUGUAGCUUGAAAAAUUUGAAGGAAUUGGAGGUGAAUAAGACGGGAAUACUUAAAACAUCGAAAUUAUCUAAUUUACAAAAUAAGACUUUUUUCCGAAAGGGGGAAAUUGGUGAUUGGGUUAAUCACUUAAGCCCUCUCAUGUUUGAACGAUUGGAUCAAGUGAUAAAACUGAAGUUUGCGGGUUCUGGAUUGGAAUUCAAAAUUCAUCCUUCCAAGUAAUUUUAGUGUUUUCAAGUUAUUGAAUCAAUUUCAUGUCAAAAAAAAAAAAAUUGUUACUUUGUUCUUCUUAGGUAUAAUGAAUCAAUAAUCGUAUUAGUGGAUCUUCCUAUGAGAAGGCUCUUUCAUCCCUUUAUCUAUUGGUGUUUCUAUAUGUCCUUAUGUUUGUGUAAUCUUAUCUUGCUUUGACAAAAUUUUCUCAUUUGCCUAGCAAAAAUAAAUAAAAGUUUUAGUAUUGUAUAAGGCCC